Messenger RNA from Fusarium oxysporum Fo47, 4884 nucleotides. RefSeq names its product ankyrin repeat-containing domain protein. The record is from RefSeq and is a predicted model, not a curated record. The coding region runs from base 1 to 4770 and encodes 1589 amino acids. Gene Ontology annotation, molecular function: protein binding. Lineage: Eukaryota; Fungi; Ascomycota; Sordariomycetes; Hypocreales; Nectriaceae. The transcript is spliced from 6 exons.
AUGGAUCCAUUAUCGCUCGCUGCCAGUAUUGCUGGCCUGGUGAGUCUCGCGGGUGCUGUUAUAUCAGCUGGCUAUAAGUUGAACUCGAAGUUGAAUGAGGAUACGAGCGAUACAAAGACGCUGGUUAACGAGACAGCCAAUUUCUCGGGCAUCUUGCUGGGUGUAAAGGCACACCUAGAGUCCUUUCACACUCUCGAUGUCGAUUUGGAGGCUGUUCACAACACCAUUGAAGACAGCAAGCUUACGAUAAAGCUUAUCGAUGAGUUAUUAGCCAAGCUUUCAAAGUCAAAUCGCAUUGAGAUGUUGAUCAAAGCUGGUGGACGGGAGGAGCAGGCCGUGAAGUUACUUCGACGUAUUGAGCAGUACAAGAUGUUCUUUGUCCUAUGCUUUCAGCUUGAGCAAAGCUCUCAAUCCGAAACCCUCCAGAUCCAGAUGGAGGGGAUUGUGACUCAGUUGAAGUCAUUAGGCGAAACUCAGAAGGGCGUUGAGAAGGCAGUUGUUCAGCAACAAGAAAAGAUCAUCAAGUGGCUUGGCACACCAACAGAAGAUGAGCACGAUGAUCUAUGCAAGCAACGAGAUACGUCAUCGGCUGAGUGGAUUUUGAAGAGGGAAGAAUUCAACAAUUGGUUAUCCUGUCCAGGUUCAGCAUUAUUAUGCCUUAACGGAACACAGGGUUCAGGGAAGUCGGUGGUUAUAUCCAAGGUUAUCGAAUCGCUGCAAGAGUCUACGCUUGAGCCUGGAAGUAAUGCUGUAGUUUACCACUACUGUCGCUUCACCAACCCAUCCAGUCUUUCGCCUACGAAUCUAGUCGGGUCGCUCAUAGGUCAGCUUCUCAAACAAUCUUCCAACACUAGCGCCCUCUUGGAAGUUGUGAAUAAUGUCUACGAAAAACAUCGCAAGCGAUCUGCUCACCCAAGUCUCCAAGACCUGCAAGCUCUAUUCACUGAUCUCUCUAAUUACUUCGAGAGAGUUCUCCUUGUCAUCGAUGGCUUGGACGAAAUGAGUGGCUACUGGGAGAUCUUGGACUUUUUGGAGACUCUACCCGAGGUAAAUAUUGAGUUCAAAGUUCUGAUAGCGAGCAGAGCUGGAAUGGGUCUCGAAGAUGCCUUUUCAUCAUGCUUCAGAAUCGCAAUCAUGUCGACAGACGUUGCAUCAGACAUUGAGAGCUUGGUCCGCAAAAAGCUCAGUAAGCGCCGAUUUCGCGGAUCUGAAGUUGAGGCGGUCAUCAAGGAGCUGAUUGUUCGCGCUGAUGGAAUGUUUAUAUGGGUUAUAUGUCAGAUUGAUCAUCUUUCCCGCGUCCGAACAGCUCUCAGUCCAAAGCUUGUGCAGGCCCUGCCUCGCAACCUCGAGAAGACCUUCGAGCAGGCCUUUCAAACUCACGAAGAUGAAGAAGAGAAAAUGCUUGCCAAGCGUAUCUUGCAGUUUGUCAUGUUUUCUAAUAAGCCCCUCGACUUAUCAGAAUUGGUUGAAGGAAUCGCCGUUACGUCGGACACAAGGACCCUCGACGAUGUGAAGUCAAAUUCACUGCGUGAAAAGAGCUACGUCUUUGAGCUCUGCGGGAGUUUGAUUCGAGAGUCUCAGGCAACAUCAAAGAUUGAUCUGGCACACUACUCCGUGUAUGAGUUUCUCCAAUCACCCAGGCUAGAGGGAAACAGGGAUAAUGAGCUAUAUCUCGAUAGGUCUGAUGGCAAUAUCGAGCUUCUCACGGCUUGCAUUCAGUAUCUGACCAUUGAGAGCGUUUCGGCUGGUGGCAUUGUCGAAGAAGUAGAGGCUGCGCUAGAGGAUGACGAUCUAUACAUCAGUCCCGAAGUCUUUACCAAUACGCCAUUCCUCCAACAUGCUGUUAGCAACUGGCCAGCCUAUGCUUCCAAACUUUCAGAUGCCGAUCUUAAAGAUAUUUGGACCUCUGUUCUACUUCCGUUCUUCGAACCUAGUUCGAAAUACUUCAAGUUCUGGGUAUGCAGAGCACGCUAUCUUCACGGAUACUACAAGUAUCCUCCGGGAAUCACACCACUGCACGUCGCUGCUGCCCAUGGGCUGCCAAGUCUGGCAAGAAUCCUUUUGGAAGAUAGCCAUCUUAGCAAAGCGACUUGGCAGAUAUCGAAAGCCAAAGUGGGGAGCAGGACGCCGCUACAUAUGGCUAUCGAGAACGAUCAAAACUCGGUGAUUGAUCUUUUUCUGGGACUUGAUCUUAUCGACUCAACAGAUGAAAGAGGUAGAACCCCCUUACAUCUAGCUAUCGAGUGUGCAAACGAAGAAGCUGUCAGCAAACUUAUCCUAGCUGGGGCAAAUGUGAAUCGCUGUGAGGAAGACGGACGAACGCCGCUCUUCAUCGCCAUUGAGAACAACUGGGAUGGUCUGGCAGCACCACUCGCAGAGAUGGCGAGCCAGAACAGGACCAUGCCAGAUGGGCGCGGGCCACUCCACCUUGCAGCACAAACUGGAAGCACGACGUGGUUGAAAUGUCUGAUGCUCGCAUUUACUCCAAGAGCCAUAAAUAAACCCGACAAUCGUGGUUGGAGCCCGCUACUCUACGCUAUUGAUAGGGGCCAUUUGGAAGUCGUCAAGCUCCUGUUGUUAAACCCGAACUGUGUAGAAAUCGGUGACAAGAACGGAUGGACGCCUCUGCAUGCUGCUAUCAAGCAGCAAAAUCUGGACUGCGCCACGGAGCUACUCAUCUCUAAUGUUCCGAAAUUGCGAUUUUGGGAAUAUGAUCAAGAAGAGCCUGAAAGAGAAAUGGAAGAACCUGACCCUGAGAUGACGGGGAAAUAUGGCGGGGGAUACAGGCCGAGACGGUCCGCUGCAGCAACUAGAGGGGGCCUAAGUCGACGCUCAGAGGAGUGGGCACCAGAAUCAUCAUCGGAACGCCAACCGCAGACGGCAGUCUCGUCGCCAUUACUUCUGGCAGUCUCGUCACCAUUACUUCUGGCAGUCUCCAGCAACUACAAGGUUGGGGUUGAAUUGCUCCUCCGCCAUGCCGAAGCCUAUGGCCGAAAAGAGAUAGGCCUAUUGGAGGAAGAUGGCGAAUGCCUCAAAACAUCGAUGAUUCUAUCUGAAACAACCAUCUUCAAGAGGCUAAUCCCAGUCUCGACAGCAAAGAGCAUACUGGCUGUUCUGCCUGAUUGUCUCGAGAAGGGCGGAGUAUUCAUAGAGACCUUGAAGCAAAGACUUGACAGUGCCUUUGCACACAAGAAGCUUCUACCAGAGGCAUUGUCAGACGACAGGUUGACGCUUGAAAUUGCACAUAUGGUACUGGAUACCUGGCCUGUUCAAGCUACCACGCUUCCAGACAACAUACUUCACCUCGCUAUACAGGUCGGAUAUGACCAUGACGUACACUUGAUGACGCGUCUUAUAGAUGGAGGAGCCAAUACCUCUUAUGUUGACAAAGAAGGGCGAACCCUUUUGCAUGUGGCAAUCAACCACUUCAACUGGCCUGCUACAACCUUUAUGAUUGGCAGUCUGCCAUUUAGCAAAGAGAUAUUAUCCAGUGCUCUUCACAGCCUCGUUGACGUUGCUCCAACACAAGGCAAUGAUAUCGAUCCUGAGAUUCUCUCAAUCUUGAAUCUGCUUCUCGAAAAGGGCGCUGAUGUCACCAGCCAUGAUGGAUCUGACCUCAGCACUUGCCACAUAGCCGCUGGUAGAGAAGAUAGUGCGUUCUUGAAAUGGGCGUUAGAGAACAAUGCUAUACUGGCAGCUCUAACCUCGAAGGAUGAUACUCCAAUUACCGUGGCGGUGAGGUAUCGGAAAUAUGAGAACUUACAAUGCAUUCUCGACAACAUUCUUCAGACUGCGCCAGAGACUCUGAUUGAGUUUCUGACCACGCCAAGUAUUACCAGUGGGACACCCCUCAUACAAGCCAUUGAGCUCUCCGACAUCACAAGCUUGACCAAGCUCGUGGAGGCUGACAAGGCUGCCGAGUUGCUGGUUAAGAAGGAUAUUGAUGAAUGUCAAAGUAGGCGGCUGACAGCUUUCACUGAUGCGCUGUGCAAUGCUAUUCGGAAGCAAUCGGACCAGGCUGCGAUGCUAUUGAUCAAAUCUAUGAGUAACAUCUCAUCGACAAGUUCAUCAGGGGAGACGCCUCUGCAUACAGCUGUGCAGGAGGAAGAUGAAAAGAUGGUAAAGGCCCUUCUCGAGCACGGGGCACAGUUGAACGUACAGCAUCGCGACACCGGAGAGACACCAUAUGCAGUUGCAACAAUCGCCAAUCUGACAAGGAUAAAGGCUAUUCUAAGCGAGCGUCAAGUGGAAUUUCAGCCCCCAGAUAUUAUUGCAGCAGCCAAGGCUGGAGAUGAAGGCUUGGUUGCAAAGGUCUUGGCUGCAUACCCUGAUGACUUCUACAAUCAAAGAAAGGCACUAUUCACAGCACGAAAACUACGACAGAAGAAGAUUGAGAAGACUCUCCACGAAGUUUUAUCAACGGAUACCGAAUCUCCUGUGGUGGACGACAUAGCCAGGAAUGCAUACGGCGAUACAGUUCUGCACCAAGCAGUUCGUGCAAUGAACCCCGAAAAGCUAAGGUCUUUGUGUAGUGGUGAUGACAGAGCGGUACUGGAUGCUUACGACCUGGGAGGUGAUUCUGCGUUGAUGCUUGCUAUCCGAUUGUGUCACUGGAGCGGUGCUGAGGUCUUGGCUAACGCAGGGGCGGAUAUAGAUGAAGCCCUCAAGAAGGCGUAUGCCGAGAAGUGUGAUCUUUGGAUUGAUAAGCUUGUUGAGCUUAAGAAUCGUUAUGGAAGAGUGAGAGGUUUGGUAUAUUCUGUUAGUACAUGAUAGAGGUUAGGAUUAGCUUUAAGUGGCUUGUCUUUAACCUGGCAUGGUUCUAAGCAACAGCCGCCACCAAUUUCUAGGGUCUUCGAGGAUUGACAGUGCACUGACGGAGAGGUA